UAUCAACAUAAGACAUCCCUUGCGGCUCAAAAGGAAUUUGGACCAAGAGAAACGAUCAAAUUGCCGGGCUUAAUUAGGAUGGCUCACAGACACCAUUAGAGUGAUUCUCUCUUCUUCUGUCAAAAUCCACUCCAAACCUCUGGUUUUCUUAAUCACCUGAACAAGGAAAAAGAAUAACGAAACAAUCAUUUUUCUCAGAACAGGCGGGGCAAGGAUCUUCUCCGUCCUAGCCCCUGCAUUAAGAUCUCCAUACCCAGAAUCAAUGCUCCUUCAAGGCUUCAAUAAUGCUAAAUCCAUCACCAUCUUGAAUCGUUUUUUCUGAAAAAAUUCACCCAAAAACAGAGAAAUGGAGAAAGGGACAAUGGUGAUGCAUAAGUACCAAAUUGGGCGAUUGCUGGGGCAGGGGACCUUCGCCAAGGUGUACCAUGCCAGAAACACGAAAACCGGCGAUAACGUGGCGGUGAAGAUCAUCGACAAAGAGAAAGUGUUGAAGGUCGGUCUGAUCGAUCAGAUCAAGCGCGAGAUCUCUGUUAUGAGGCUGAUCAAACACCCAAACGUGGUCCAGCUUCAUGAGGUUAUGGCCAGCAAGACCAAAAUCUACUUCGCCAUUGAAUAUGUCAGGGGAGGGGAGCUUUUCAACAAGGUCGCCAAGGGGCGGCUCAAGGAGGACGCCGCCCGGAGAUACUUCCAGCAGCUGAUCGCGGCGGUCGAUUUCUGCCACAGCCGCGGCGUCUACCACCGCGAUUUGAAGCCGGAGAAUCUCCUUCUCGACGAAUCUGGGAACCUCAAGGUCACGGAUUUCGGGCUCAGCGCUCUGGCGGAGUCCCGGCGGCAGGACGGGCUCCUCCACACCACCUGCGGGACGCCGGCGUACGUCGCGCCGGAGGUGAUCACCAAGAGAGGGUACGACGGCGAGAAGGCUGAUAUUUGGUCCUGUGGGGUCAUCCUCUUCGUUCUCCUCGCCGGAUAUCUCCCGUUCCGGGAUUCUAAUAUCAUGGAGAUGUACAAGAAGAUCAGCAAGGGAGAUUUCAAGUGUCCCCGGUGGUUCCCGCCGGAGGUCAAGAAAUUGCUCUCCAGAAUUCUUGAUCCUAACCCUGUUUCCAGAAUUCCCCUGUCCAAACUCAUGCAAAAUUCCUGGUUCCAGAAGGGAUUCGUUCAAAUCCAACCAUCCCCCGAUCAAGAACUCUCUCCCCGGAGCGUUUUUGACAUCAUUGUCGACGAGGACCCGAUCCCCGCCGGAACUUCCGCCGGAAGCCUCGCCGGAGGCGCCCCCGGGUCCUCCGAUUUUUUGAUGAAACCGACCUGCAUGAACGCAUUCGACAUCAUAUCGCUGUCGCCGAGCUUCAACCUCUCGGGGCUGUUCGACGUUGACACGAACCGGAAGCCCGAGUCCCGGUUCACGACGCAGCAGACGGCGUCCACCAUAGUUUCGAAGCUCGAGGAGAUCGCCAUGACGGAGAGUUUCAGAGUGGAGAAGAAAGAUGGGACGGUGAAGCUGCAGGGGAGCAAACAGGGGAGGAAAGGGCAGCUGGCCAUUGAUGCGGAGAUCUUCGAGGUUACGCCGUCGUUUCACGUGGUGGAGGUCAAGAAAAGCUCAGGAGAUACCAUGGAGUAUAGGAAAUUCUGUGAGCAAGAUUUGAAGCCUUCUCUGAAGGACAUUAUAUGGAAAUGGGAAGGCAGUGACCAGCAGCAGUAACGGGAACAUCAACUUUGGCAGAAUUGAAUUUCUUCUCAGAAAUUACAUUUAAAAAUUAUUUUUUGUCGAGAUUAAUAAGCCAGUAUAUAUAAUUGGGUAUUAAUUGAUGACAGACGUCUGUGUUUAUUUAAGUGGAAAUAUGUUCAACCCAAACCUGUAGUAUGUUUUAGGGAUUUGCCAAUAGAGAAUAAAGCUCUUUUUUAGGAUUUGUUCUUCAUUAUUGCAUGCUAAAAAUGUGCCUACAUUGUCCACUUCUAUUGAUUGGAUUAUAC
Messenger RNA from Cuscuta epithymum, 1968 nucleotides. The record is from the annotation of a GenBank genome assembly. Lineage: Eukaryota; Viridiplantae; Streptophyta; Magnoliopsida; Solanales; Convolvulaceae.